Messenger RNA from Ceratitis capitata (Mediterranean fruit fly), 2116 nucleotides. It is a transcript of the gene Eip63F-1, whose product is annotated as calcium-binding protein E63-1. The transcript is spliced from 6 exons. The record is from RefSeq and is a predicted model, not a curated record. NCBI's taxonomy places the organism in Eukaryota, Metazoa, Arthropoda, Insecta, Diptera, Tephritidae. Gene Ontology annotation, molecular function: enzyme regulator activity; calcium ion binding. Bases 1072 to 1578 code for a protein of 168 amino acids.
AUGUUCAGUGUUUGAAAGACAACGCGUUCGACAACACGAAUUUAGCGGAGCGAAAAAUCAAAGAAAUUUACUGAGUUAAAAUUUCAAAAUAUCCUAACUCUUUUUUUCCGACAAAUUCUCUAUCUCUCUAACUACUUAUCCCACUAUCUGGUUACCAAACAAGUAGUUCACUAUAGAGCCAAUGUGAUUAUCCGUUUUAAGUACAGCUUUUGUGGUUUUCAAUUCCCUUAAACUGUGUUAAUUCAAAUGUAACGGAUACGACUAACAGUAUGAUGCAAUAGAAUAGCAACAAAAUACAAAAAAGUGUAAAUUAUUGCAAAUAAAUUAACUUAAACAAGUGAUUCACCGCCUUUGAGUAAUAUUGAGAUUGAAAAAAUUGUGAGUUUUCAAAAUAACAAAUACAAAUUUCAUAACGAAAGUUUCUGCAUUUGGCAACGAAAUACAUGCGGUGUGAAAACAAACACGAUGAAAAAUUCACAGAGACCAACAAUAAAAUAAUUUGAGCGCCAUUGCUUAAUGACCGUCCAGUUCAAGCAAAAGAAGAUACAUUGAAAUGAAAACAAAUAAUUAGUGAAGAAAAUAAAAAUAAAAUAAAAACAGCAAAACAAAGAAAAAGAGCGCGCAAAAAAGAGCAACAACGAAUUGCUUGCGAAAAGGCAGCAAAGAAAAUUUCUUACUGCUAAAAGUAUUGAUCUCAACAAUAAAUCUGCUAUAUAUAUAUGUAAUAGUGGAAAAGAAAAAGUGCUUUCAACAACAAACAACGGGCUUAUUUGCAGUAGAAGGUGUGUGUGUAUGCGUGUGUGUUUUGUAGCAAACAAACAACCAAAGCAGCGCAAAACGCUCAAUGUGAGUCAUAGCUUUUUGCUCUUCAUUCUACCUGCACCUCUAUCCAAUUGAAUUCCAGCACAUCCACACCCCUGGCUACCCAACGCCUCCACUUUGCGAUUAUUCAGUUUCUCUCGAACAACUUUGCCGGCUACAUAGUACGCCGUACACCACUAUUCGUCAUCUAAACUAACUAAUUAUCCACGCAGCCGACCGACCACGUCGAUUUGCAAAUACACAAUCGAAAUGGAUCAUAGAGCUAUUGCCAGUCAAGUGCGAGAUUUGCGAACUGCAUUCGAUCUCUUAGAUAGAAAUCGUGAUGGUCGCGUCACAGCGAAUGAACUGCAAUUUAUGUUAAAAAAUCUUGGCAUAAAUGUGCGAGACGAAAUCAUACACGAUCUUAUACGCGAAGCGAGUCAUUCUGGAAAUGGUUUAAUAAACGAGGCUGAAUUCCUGCAAUGGGUUGGGCGCAUACAGGCGUUACGUGAUGAACAACAACAGCAGCAACAGCAACAAGAAGAGAAUGCAAGCAAACCAGAGGAAAAUGAUGAUGUCACCGAAGAUUUAAUCGCCGCAUUUAGGGUAUUUGAUCGUGAUGGCAAUGGUUUUAUUACCCGCGAUGAGCUGCAAACCGCCAUGGAAAUGAUUGGUGAACCCCUCUCCGAAGUACAACUGACACAGUUAUUGGCCAUAGCCGAUUUGGAUCAAGACGGCCGAAUUAAUUACGAAGAAUUUACGAGACUUUUACUUUAAAGUGCUGAAAAACACCCCCCGCAACUGAGCAUAUUUACAAAAGGCCAUGAGGUAACAGCAAACAAACAAACAACAACAAUACAAAAUCAACAAUAAAAAUUUUCAAUCACCAGUAAAUACAACAAUGCAGCCUACUCAACCAACUAAUAAUAACCUGGAAAAAUGUUAAAGAUGAAAUUACGCUUGAACACAGUUUUAAAAACACAUACUAAUAUUAUACACACAUACAUACAUAUAUAUUUUGUAUGUUUGCGAAACGUAGCAGCGGCUGGAGGGCGAAUUCACCACAGAAGUGUUGUAGUAAAUUGCUGUCGGGAAAAAAAUGUCACAAAAGAUAAUUUUUUUAGUUAGUAGAUUGUUAAUUUUAAUUAAUAAAUUUAUUUUUAAUGUAGUUACACACAAUAAAUUAAUAAUUUACACAAUAAAAACACCACGCAUACAUACAUGCAUGCCUAUAGUUAGUUUUAAGUUUAAGUUUUAGUGAUGAACAAACAAAUGAGAUGAAAAUUUAAAUAUAUUUGCAGCGCUUUGUUAGAAA